AUGACGAAGACAUUGACCAUCAAUCAAGUCCAGCCGCGCAUUAGAGGAUGGACAGUCGUCAUACAAGUCAUUGAACGAUGUCAUAUCCUUGUAAGCCAAAAAGACACAUCCGUCUCUUACCGCAGGUUCCUUUUCAGUGAUGCUGAGGGCACUAAUGUUUCAGCUGUUGUUUAUAACAAUAACAUAAGGACCGGUGAUAAUCUCUCGAUCACGUACAAGAUAUAUCGUGUCUCUGGUGCCACUCUGAAGAAAGUUGAGGAAAAAUAUAGGGUAGGACAAUAUGACUUUUCCUGGACCAUCAACAACAAUACCCUCAUUCAGCCUUGUGAUGACGUUGUCCCAACCCACCUCUAUUGCCAUAUGGACACCGAAAGAUUUGCAAACUUGCAUCACUAUGCAGACUCUGAAAACUUACAGAGAAUCUCGCUCUCCACCAAAUCAACAAGUGCAAUUCUCAUAAAUCCACCGACACCCGAGGCAAAUGAGCUGAAGCAGUGGUUGGAGAUUGACAAUCUCGUUACAGCCAAAGCAUUCACAGACCCUGCUGCAUUGCUUCCAAGGCCACCUGCUGAAAACAUCAUGAGUAUCGAAACUUACUUGAAUCUUGCUAACAAUUCACUUUGGUUUGCCGCUUGCUCAAACUGCCAAAACAAAUUCCACCUUGAAGUGGGUUCUGAUAUGAGGUGCAGCUCGUGCAACCAACAGAGCCAAAUUGUAGCAAGGGCAAGAAUUCCAAUCUACAUUGAAGAUGAGACAGACACAAUUGCAGCAGUUGUGUAUGGGGAUGAUGCUGAAGAGCUAGCUGGGAGUACUGGUGCUGAAUUGAAAGAUACUGAAGAAGAGGUGUAG
Messenger RNA from Striga hermonthica, 849 nucleotides. Lineage: Eukaryota; Viridiplantae; Streptophyta; Magnoliopsida; Lamiales; Orobanchaceae. The record is from the annotation of a GenBank genome assembly.